AUGGCGAAAGGUCCAACAUUCGGAAUUCGUUUUAUACAAAAGUUGCAUGCAACAUGCUGUCCAAAAUUAGCCGUCAACAAGGAAGUUGCGUACAGGACAAGUAUAUUGUUAUUGACAUACUUGAGUUACACAGCGUUUCAUGUUACACGAAAACCAAUAUCGGUUGUGAAAAAUGUGCUGCACAGGAAUUGUUCAGAAGUUACACCUGAUGGCAGUUUAUCAGCAGGCCAAAUGGCAAGUGAUCCACAUUGGUGCGAAUGGGCUCCUUUUGAUUCCCCAAAUAGUAAAGCACUUUUUGGAAUACUUGAUUCAUCAUUUCUAUUUGUGUACGCUUUUGCAAUGUUUUUUGCUGGUUUCGUUGCCGAAAGAGUCCGGUUAAGGUAUUUUCUUACCAUAGGAAUGAUUCUAACGGGAAUAUUCUGCUACUUAUUUGGGUUUGCUCGAACCAUCAAUAUGCAUCAACUAUGGUACUUCAUUGUCGUCCAAGUUUUUGCAGGGAUAGCUCAAUCUACCGGUUUUCCCAGCGUGGUGACUCUUGUUGGCCGAUGGUGCGGAAAAGCUAAACGAGGACUUAUUUUCGGAAUAUGGAAUUCACAUACGCCUAUAGGAAAUAUUUUAGGCACUCUGAUAGCUGCUCAUUACAUCGAAGGAGAUUGGUCUUUGUCAUUUUUAAUUCCCGGCGCCAUCACUUGCCUCGUAGCUAUUUUGAUUUUCAUAUUCUUGGUGGAUCACCCAGAAAACGUUGAUAUAGAAAUAGAUGCUGGUACUGAAGAGCAUGCAGAAGCCGAAGGACAUAAAGCAAUUAGUUUCUUAGGAGCCCUUCGUAUUUCUGGAGUCGUCGAAUACGCACUGACCUUGUUCUUCUCCAAACUGGUCAGCUAUACAUUUUUAUACUGGUUGCCGAAUUAUAUCCACAACUCGACCACUUUGGGCGCGAAGAAAAGCGCGGAUUUGUCAACCUUAUUCGAUGUAGGCGGAAUAGCAGGUGCUAUUUUGGCUGGAUUGAUUUCUGAUCUAUCUGGAAGAUCUGCUUUAACUUGUGCUGGCAUGUUGAUUAUAGCAGUUCCUACGAUGCUUGUUUACCAAAAAUGGGGUUCGAUUAAUAUAGCGAUGAACAUUGGAAUGCUGCUAUUGGCCGGAGCUUUGGUGAACGGACCAUAUGCCCUUAUCACCACAUCAGUUAGUGCUGAAUUGGGAGCUAAAACCAAGGGUGAUUCUAGUGCAUUAGCAACAAUAACUGCGAUAAUUGAUGGAACAGGAUCUUUUGGAGCGGCUGUAGGGCCACUUUUGGCAGGAGUCGUCAGCCAAGGAGGAUGGGAAAGAGUUUUCUAUAUGUUGGUGACAGCUGAUGUUUUGGCACUCUUGAUGCUCACUCGCUUGGUGAUAAAGGAAUUAAUCAAAUGGAAAAUAACCGUUUAG
Ctenocephalides felis (cat flea) is the source of this 1419-nucleotide messenger RNA. Its product is annotated as glucose-6-phosphate exchanger SLC37A2-like. The transcript is spliced from 2 exons. Bases 1 to 1419 code for a protein of 472 amino acids. Gene Ontology annotation, biological process: transmembrane transport. Gene Ontology annotation, cellular component: membrane. Gene Ontology annotation, molecular function: transmembrane transporter activity. The record is from RefSeq and is a predicted model, not a curated record. Lineage: Eukaryota; Metazoa; Arthropoda; Insecta; Siphonaptera; Pulicidae.